This is a messenger RNA of Ceraceosorus bombacis, 9376 nucleotides long. Lineage: Eukaryota; Fungi; Basidiomycota; Exobasidiomycetes; Ceraceosorales; Ceraceosoraceae. The record is from the annotation of a GenBank genome assembly.
AUGGCUGCGGCAGCGACUGCGAGUGCGAGUGCGAGCGCGAGCGCGGGAGUGGGAGCUGAGGAGAGGGCAGCUCAUACGCUUUGCAGGCUCUUGGCCAGCGUGUUUGUGGUGCCGCUGUGCGAUUGGAAGAGCGAGUCGCCUGGUGAGUUGGUCGACUGUGGCGCGGGGCGGGGCGAAGGAUGGCAAUGACAUGAUGGCUGAUGCAGUGCACGCACGCACACACACACGCACCCACCCACACUUCCUCGCUCCCUCAGCCAGCAUCGUGCGUGCCAUUAAGGAGCACAAUGCGCAUGCUGGGCAGCAAUCGCCCAAUGCUGCUGCCGCUGCCGCUACUGCCGCUACUACCGCUCCUGCAGUGAUGGAUGUGCUGGGAGCGCUGCGACUAAUCGAUCAUCAGCUGCAUCAGCAUCCUCUGCUGCUCAGACACCGCUUCAACUCCAAGCGCAUACAGUCAGCAGCAUCAGCAUCUGAUGCUCAUGCUGCCGCUGUCGAUGAUCGAGCAGCGCCACAACAGGCAUCGUCAUCGCCAUCGACAUCGUCAUCGGAUGCGUCCAUGGACAGCACAUCCUUCGCAACUUGGCUCUCACCUCGACUCGUGUGCGCAGCUGCCUUGCUCUCUGUCCGCUUCCCCGAGCAUGCCGCGGCGGUCAAGGUGCGCCACGCCAUGCUCGAUCUGCUCCUUCGCAUGGCCCGCUUGCAGUGCCACAACUCGCCUGCCAGUCACCACGCCAGGUUCUGCUUGCUCGACUGUCUCAAGGCGGCCAUCGAUGGUGAGUCGAGUCGAGUCGAGUCGAGUCGAUGCGAUGCGAUGCGAUGCGAUGCGAUGCGAGUCGCUGCGCCGGCGGGAUCAUCGAAGCGAGCGCCGUUGACCCCUGUCGACUGACCAGCAUCGCUUUCCGCGCACCGCGCACCACGCAGUCUUUGCGACGGCCAAGUGCGCUCCCUUUGAUGCGCGCGAACCGCCAGAUGCCAGCCUGUUGCUGCCUCCUCAGGAGCAAGCAGCAGGCGCGUUGCAAGGCGCGGCACAACCGGCAGCUGCUGCUGAGAAUGGCGACGAGGUCGAGGUGCUGCUUCGCUUCUUUGUGCAACCCAUGACGGAUCAGUCACAGUGUCGACAUGCGAAUGCUUUGUUGGCAACCUUGGGCGAUGGCAUUGUGCGGACAGUGAGUGCGGUCGUGCGGUCGUGCGGUCGUUUGGUAGCGGCAAUCUGCCCACCCUCUUUGCUCACACCUCGCCCUCUCCCUCUCCCGCGCUCUCAGUGGGGACCAGACGAUCGCUCUCCCUUUUCGCGGGCCAUUCCCCGCUCUGCCGCAAGCGAUGUGGGUCACGCCCUCUUGUCGGUCACCACGCAGACCAUCACACGGCUUGCACGAGAGUUUCCAGAUCUCAUGACCGACUUGAGCUUCACUGCCACAUCGCUCCUCCUCAGCGCCAGCACUUCACAUCAGCGCGACGCCAAAGUCUUCUGCACAGCGGUUGAGCCUACACGUGCCGUAGGCGUGCUGGUUGCCAGGCUGCAGGCCAUUCAGCAUGCCCUGGCAUUGCGCGCCGUGCUUCCCCCAACGCACACAGCUCGGCUCGUAGCUUUGCUAUCGCCGCACGUCGUUCGUCUCCUCCUCUCUCCCGCAACUUUGUCCACCGAAGAGAAAGCGCGGGAAGCAGCCUUCUAUGCUCCUCUCUACGCCUUGCGAGAGUGCCUGCGCGUCUUGCGCCGGGAGACGAUGCGAGAGGAUGCCAGCGUCGAGAUGCAGCAAGCCGUGCGACAGUCGCUGAGCGGCCUCACAAGUCGCGUCGCAUCCACUCUGCUAUCCAGCGAUGACGAGGAGGAGGAGGUGGUGGACGUUGGGGCGUCAAGUCUCAACCCGCAAGACAAGCAGGUGCUGGAUGCGCGCGCCGUUCGAAAGGUCAGUCGAGCCAAUCGUAUUGAAGUUGGCCGCGUCUCUCUGACAUCAAGCAAUUCCACCUAACCCACAGCUGUGCCUGUUCGACGCGCUUGUAGCCUUGCUCGCCACCACCACCCAGAGCUCUCCACUUUCGGCAACGGAAAGAAGGCGGCUGCGAGAGCAAGCAUGCGCUAAACCGCACUUUGCCGAGUCGAACGAGGAUCGCCCAGCGACGCUCUCCUUCGCUAAUCUGAUCACCGACUCGGAUCGUCGCGCGUUGGACAGCCUCUUGACGGAGCACGCGCGAGCUGCGCAAGGCAAGCGAGGUGCGCAGCACCAGAAAACACCACCGUCGUUCAAGAAGCGCGCACUUGCCACCGGUUCUGCGACCAGUGCGGGCGAAGGACGUGCGCUUGGGUGUCGCAAAGCUAAUCGGGACGAUGUCGACGAGCUGCUGCCCGCCGGUACGAGCUCUGGUCAGGGCUAUCCCGGCGGGCUCGCGCCAUUCUGGCCAAGUGACUGGAAGCGCCUUGCGGCUUUAAAGUGUCUAGGCGCCGAAAGCCUAAUGAGACACCAAGAACGCUUGUGGUGUCCUCGAUGUCAGGACGACACAUCGCUGCCUGACAGCAAUUUCACCCGAGAUGUUUCUGCCUCUGACUCUGACGCCUCUUUUAGAGUCAUUGGCAUGGCGCUCACCACAUCUGCUCCUGCGACUUACAACGCGACAUCUGCCUUGUGCGCUCUGCGCAGCGUCAUCAUUCAUUCUGAUGGAACAAAGCUGAUCGAGUAUGCCAAUGGGUCCUUUGACGUAUGGCUAAUGCUGGUCAGUAGACAUCUCGGUGACAACCAACGAUCCGCUCGCAUUCAAGCCGGGUGAGUUGCCCAACGCUGGUCUCGCGCAUCUCGGCAUCGAGCUUAGCAUGAUGGAGCUUCUUUUUUUGGGUGCAGAAAAUUUGCCGCCACCCUGAUUGGCUUCUUUUGCAAAGAGAUGACGAGCCUCGACAGUCUGCUCAAAUGGGUCGGACCCAUCCUCGACAUCCUCAUCCAGGCUGCCGACACACCAGCCGACAAGCCAAACGCCAGCAAGACGGUAGAGUCUGCCAUCCUGGCGCUUGGUCGCGCAGCGCGGUGAGAGCUCUUGUGGGAGGAGGGGGGCAUCCUGCGAGCAAACGUACUGAUCCGCGUCAUUCUGCUCCCAGCGUUGCCCGAGACGAGGUGCUGCACCGCAUUGUAUUGAGCUUGGUCCAGCACCUCAAUGCUCCGGACCCCCUUCGAUCGCUGGUCUACCUGCAAGUCAGUACGUGCGUCGCCAUUGUCGAGUCUGAUCGCAAUGCUCACUUUCUUGGGACCCCUCUGCUCAGAUCACCGAGCUGGCACUUCACAACAACAUGACUACGUACCAGCUACUGAGUCCAGCUAUGGGUGCCAUCAGUGCUCACGUUGUGCAGCGCAUGUUUACAGCACCAACGCUGCUCGAAGAGCUCCUCGCUCUGCUCAAUCAGCAAUUGGGCAAGUUUAUACAUGCAACGCUUCCCCAUACGCUACCUCUUGCCAUCCAAAAGGGCAAUGAUCGCCUCUUGGCCGGCCUCGCUGCUGCUAUCAAGCAAUCCGAACGCGAAAUGUGUUUCGAGCACGCUGGCGCAGCUCUCAAGCACUUUCUGCUCCUAGCCGCUCCUGCUCGCGACGCCGCCAUUCAGCGUUUCGUCACCAUCAUCCGCGGCGCGACAGACAAGGCGACGCUCGAGAACAGCACGCGCCUGCUAUUGAAGAGCUUCAAACCUCAAUUGCUGGGCCACUUGGUCAUUCACCUUGGAGACGAAGACUGCAGGAAAGCGGCAGUCGAGGGACUCUUGUAUCUAGAACGCUCACGAAGCAAGAGCGAGAGUACCUCUGCAAGCGCACGCGAUGCUUCAGCUGCGCUUUCGACGUUUCUGCGCGACGACAUUUUGGAAAUUCUGGCGUGGCUAAACGACGAGCUUGCAGGCGCGCACGGAAAGACGACGCUGGCUCAAAAGAUCAGGACUGCGCGCAGCAUAGGUGCGCUGGUAGAUGCUGUGGGCCAGUCCAUCGCGUCUGUCACUCCUCAGAUCAUGGCGACGCUCAAUUCGUCGAUGCAGCUGGACGAACUGGUACUGCCCACGCUGUUCUCGUGGCAAGCAUUCAUCACAAAGAUGCGCUUCGAAGACGUUGCGCCCUUUGUCGGACAGACCGGCGCGUCUCUAGUCGCAGCCUGGCCGCGAUUUGGCGCUGCGGAAAAGCAAGUAGCUGGAAGCUUGUUGAGAUACAUUGUCAUCGACAGUGGCGCCGAAUUCGCGCCGUACCUCGAGAGCGACUUUCCCAACCUGGAUACGCUGGACGAAGAGCUGCCUGACCUCAGCACUGCUGUGCGUCAACGCCAGCGCAGCACACCCGGCCUGCGCAUCGGCAGGGUGCUAGAGCGAGCUGCAAGCGAAAACGCUAGCGUCUGCUCUCAAGGUCUGCAAGAGCUGAAGCGCUUCUUGACCCGCGAGACGGACUAUGUCCGCACCAUCACCAGCGGCAACAUGUUUGACCCCGUCGUCGGCAGAUUGGUCGACGUGCUUUUCAGCGCGGCUUCGAAAGCUACGGAAGGUCAAGCUGAUGUGCAAGAUGUAUGCUUUGAGAGUUUGGGCAUUCUAGGAGCAGUGGAUCCCGAUCGUUUCGAAUUGCCAAGUCACGAGGACACCUACAUUGUCUUGCGCAACUUCGAAGAUCGAGAUGAGAGCAUUGAUUUUUGCGUCCACCUCAUUCAACGUACCCUCGUUGGGGCCUUUCGCGCCUCGGAGGACACUCGACAUCAGGCGGCUCUGGCGUAUGCUAUACAGGAGCUCCUCAAAUUCUGCGGAUUCACACCUGCGCUGCUGGCCACGUCGAGCUCCAAGCCCGUUGCCUUGCGCGUCCGUCAGCGCUGGAACGAAAUGUCUAGCGAGACUUUGGAGACCGUCGGUCCUCUGCUCAGCUCCAAGUACACGGCGCAGAUGGGCGAGCCUACUCGACGGGAGCGUCCCGUCUACCUCAAUUCGUCGAGCUUCCGCGAUUGGAUCCAGACGCUGGCGAAUGAGCUCAUCUUGGAUGCCCAGGGUAUCGAAGCCAGCAGCAUCUUUACAAUUUUGCGCUCCGUCAUCAAGGACCACGACCUGUCCAUCGCGCGUCACAUUCUGCCGCACUUGGUGCUGCACACGCUCAUCUCCGGAACGGAAGAGCAGCGACAGUACAUUCAUGCAGAAAUCUGCUCCAUCCUCGAGGACCAAGUGACGCCGAGGACCGAGAUGGAUAGCGAACGGCGUCUAUUAUCGGCUCAGGUCAUCUUCGGACUGCUCGACCACAUCAGCUUGUGGACGCGACGCAGAAACGAGACGAGAAAGUACGCCAAACCGCGCGAAGCCGUGCCAGACAAUGCAGUCAAUCACGUUUCCACAGUGAUUGGCUGCAUUUCGGUCGAGCUCAUGGCACGAGCGGCUCUGCAGUGCAAAGCGUAUGCGCGCUCUCUACUGAACUUUGAGCGCCGCGUGCGGGAUCUGAAAGCUAGCGGCACCAAGGAGCUCGAUCUGCAAAAUUACUACGAGGACAUGCACUUCAUCUACUCCAACCUCGAGGAGCCAGAUGGAAUGGAAGGCAUCUCUACGAGCGUCCUGGCCCCAUCGCUGGAGCAUCAAAUCAGAGAACACGAGAGCUUGGGUCGUUGGACGUCUGCUCAAAGCUGCUGGGAGGUGAAGCUGCAAGCUCAUCCGAGCGAGCCGGAUCUGCACGUCGGGCUGCUCCGCUGCUUGCGCAACCUCGGACACUACGACACCAUGCGGACACACAUUCGCGGAGUCCUCAGCGCUCAUCCCGAGUGGCGUUCCAUGCUGGCAUCGUACGAAGUGGAGGGCGCUUGCAUAUUGGCUGACUGGGAUGCGGUCCGCUCCGCGCUCGCUCUCGAAACGCACCAAAGCGACGCGCAUGCCAUGGCUCGCAUCGCGCUCGCCAUGCAUGACAAGGAUCAAGAAGCCAUGCACCAGGCUAUGCGCGAAGCGCGGCGUCUUGUCGGACGUCCAAUCAUCGCAGCAGGUGUAGGAUCGUACGCUCGUGCAUAUGACUCGGUAUCGCAACUGCACAUGAUUCACGAGCUGUUCCUCAUCCAACAGCAGGACGAGAAGAAUGUGCUAUCUACGGCUACAGCAACCCAACGCGGCCAACGCGAGCAAACUCAGCAAACUCAGCACGCCUUUUCGGCUCACAUGCUGCAGCGCCUCAACGCCACCCUGCCAUCUUUCCGCACUCGCGAACCUCUGCUGAGCUUGCGACGAUCGGCUUUUGCGACCCGUGCGAUCGUCGACUCUGUGUCCAGCGCGCUGAUUGGGCAAGCUUGGAUUCAGACGGCCAAAAAUGCGCGACACGCAGGACACGACCAGACUGCUUACAGCGCCGUCUUGCAAGCUACGCAGCGCAAGGUGCCGCUCGCAUUUGUUCAGCGCGCCAAGCUGCUCGCGCUGGAUGACAAGAAGCAGACGGCCGUGCAGGAGCUUACGAGCGCUCUGGCAGCGGUUUCCGACUUGAGUGCAAACGCAGCUCGCACGCGCUCGCGCUCGCAGCAAGAAGGCAGCGUGCUGGGCGACCCUGUCGAUCCGAGCGGUCCCGACAGAAAGUCGCUCGCUCGAGCGCAUCUUUUGCGCGCAAGACUGAUCGAAGAGACUGGCAGAUACUCGCCGAAUGAGGUCAUCGAAUCGUACAAGCGAAUUGCCGAGGUGGAGAGCGCAUACGAAAAAAUGUGGUACUGCCUUGGACGCUACUACGACACCAACCGGGACAAUCUGGUCAACGAUCUCUGGUGCGAUUACUACGUCUGUCGGUACUACAUGAAGUCGGCGCAGAGUGGCACCAAGUACUUUUACCGCACCGUGCCUCGCAUGAUGACCAUCUGGCUCGAUGUCGGCGAUGAUCCGGCUCUGAUCAAAGCUGCCGGCAAGCAAGUGUGAGUCGUGUCGUCAAACGCCGAACGUGAAGAGAGAGUGAGCUGAAGCUGUCUUUGACUGCCUCACUUGUGCAGUACCAAGACUACAGAUGCCGAGCUCUACCACAAGACGGACACCUUUGAAAAGAUUUCGUCCGAGCUGCGCAAGGCGAGCUCACGCCUUCAACGCUACCAGAUUCUCGCGGUGCUUCCGCAACUGCUGUCCCGCGUCGUGCACAAGCAUCCCAGCGUCUGGGAGACUCUGAGCGAAAUCAUCUUGGCUGCGGUAGACGUUUUUCCCCAUCAAUCGCUGUGGGCGAUGAUGGCUGGCUUUCAGUCAAAGGAUUCCGAGCGCAAGAAGCGUUUCAUGGAUCUGGUGAAGAAGCUCAAGGUAUGAUUUGGUUGCUCUCGUCGCACCAUCGUGGUUUGACGUGCGCUCACACACUUUCGUCCUGCUCCCCUUUCUCACGUCACAGAGCGGCGUGGGUGCUAGAGCAAAACGCAUCAGCGCCAUCGUAGAGGCUUCGCAGAAGAUGGGCAAGGAGCUACUCUUCCUAGCGGACGCGCCUGUCAAGUCCAAAGAGACGCAGCUCAAUCUUCCUUUGCAGUUUCCCAAGCUGCAGGCUUUGGCUGACAGCGGCUUGAUACUGCCAUUGCAGUCAUCGGUGGUGGUAAGCUUGCCAGGCAAUGGUCAGAUUCCUACAGACUACGAUCCCUUUGGAAGCCCCAACGGUCUUCCUCGUCUUAGUGGUAAGUCGAGAUCACCAUGUCUGCACCGCAAGAUGGGGACUUUGCCUGACUUGGCUUUCGUUCAUCGCGCCGCAGGCUUCGAUGCGACAAUCGAUAUCAUGCCCUCGUUGCAGAAACCACGCAAGGUGAUCAUGCUGGGCAGCGACGGCAAGCGCUACCCAUUCUUGUGCAAGCCCAAGGACGAUCUUCGCAAAGAUGCUCGUCUGAUGGAGUUUGAUUCGAUGAUCAACAAGCUGCUUCAGGCAGAUUCGCAAGCGCGUCGACGGAGACUACGUGAGAAUAGUGCAUUUUUACUGGUACCGCCUUGGCCAGCGAAGCUCAUUCCCACCACCUUCUCGAUGUGUUUUGUCAGACAUUCGCACUUACUCUGUGAUUACGCUGAACGAAGAAUGUGGGCUCAUUGAGUGGGUGCCAAACACCAUUGGUUUGCGUCACAUUCUGCAGAAAAAUUACGCCCGACGAGAUAUCCCGCUUUACGUGAGUGCCGUCCGGAUCGCUCAUCCACUUGCAGGACACUCAGACUCAUGAAGCCAAUUUCCUUCUACAUGGCAACAGACGCACGACCUCAAAGUCUUGCUCGACGAAGCACGAAACAAGCCACGUAAAGCUGCGGACAUCUUCGAAAAGCAGGUCUUGUCUCGGUAAGACAAGUAGGAGCGAUUGUCGGGCUCUGACGACGCGUGCUGACCGAAACGUUCGUUGACCUCUUCGCAUUCCCAAAGCUAUCCAUCCGUAUUCCACGAGUGGUUCAUUGCGACUUUUCCCGAGCCCUCGGCUUGGCUCAAAGCGCGCUCGGCUUACGCUCACACGCUCGCAGUCAUGUCCAUGGUCGGCUACGUGCUUGGGUUCGUGCGACGGAAAUCCGUGCUUUUGAUUUCCGAUCUGACCUGUUAUUUCCCUCUUCGUGUCCAGACUCGGUGACCGACACGGCGAGAAUAUACUAUUCGACGCGAGCAACGGUGACACUGUCCACGUGGACCUCAAUUGUCUUUUCGAAAAGGUGCGUUCGUCCUGUGCCAAAAUGCGCGAGAGCUACAGUUUUGAAUGACUGUUGCGCCCACCUCGCAGGGCCUCUCGUUCGAGAUCAAAGAAGUCGUGCCCUUUCGAUUGACUCACAAUAUGGUGGAUGCGCUCGGUGUGACCGGGGUCGAAGGUCAGUUUGCCCUUCUUGAUUGCGAAGAUCAUCACGAUACUGAUCCCCGACACUUGCAACCGCGUCUUUAGGAGUCUUUCGUCGCGCGGCCGAAAUUUCCAUGCGGAUCCUGCGAGACAACAGGGACUCGCUGAUGAGCGUGCUCGAGGCCAUGAUCCACGAUCCGCUCGUAGAGUGGGCUGUUGACAGCGCCCCCAAAAGCAAGGUGCGCUGCACGUCCCUAUGCAACAAAAUUCGUGGCUCUGGCUCAAUGUAUCGGAUUCUCAUUCUCCUUUUACCGCAUACACAGGCUGGACAAGAUCCGCGCCUUGCGGCAGCUCGCAAGGCCCUGAGUCCAGUGCAGUCCAAGUUGGACGGCCUCCUUCGCUCCCACGACAGGUGGACCGGCCCUCACUCCGUCAACAAUGCCGUCGACACGCUGAUUCGAGACGCGACUAGCUCGCAGCUGCUUGCUUCCAUGUGUGAGUUGCGAUGCCAAUUCCUGAGCCGUGGUCUUCUGCUGGAAUGGUUCUCUCACUCACGUGGACUCUUUGCCAUCGUAGAUGUUGGGUGGGCCAGCGUGAGUAACCUCAACAUCAUUACGUUUGUCGAAACAAUGGUUGACUCGAGAUGUCCGCCUCCCUCCAGUACCUUUGA